Messenger RNA from Darwinula stevensoni, 852 nucleotides. The record is from the annotation of a GenBank genome assembly. Lineage: Eukaryota; Metazoa; Arthropoda; Ostracoda; Podocopida; Darwinulidae.
AUGGUCAUGCCAGGCGACAACGUAUCUAUCACGGUAGAAUUGAUUGCCCCAAUUGCGAUGGAAGAAGGCUUACGCUUUGCGAUUCGUGAAGGUGGUCGCACUGUGGGUGCUGGUGUUGUGGCUAAAAUUAUUGCAAGUCGGUCAAUUGUAAUCGGCUUUUUAACUAAAUAUAAGGAUACGAUCAUGAGCUUAGGGCUUAUUGGUCGCAAGGUGGGUAUGACCCGCGUGUUUACUGAGGAUGGCGCAAGCAUUCCAGUAACCGUGUUAGAGGUUGUUCCUAACCGCGUGACACAGAUCAAGACUGUUGCAAGCGAUGGCUAUACUGGCCUUCAAGUCGCUUAUGGCACACGUCGUGCAAGUCGCAUCAAUAAGGCGCUGACUGGGCAUUAUGCCAAGACAGGUUCUUCUGCAGGUGCUGGCAUACAUGAAUUUCCAGUUGCUAAUGAAGUGCUAGCUAAUUACAUAGCGGGCACAAAUAUCACGGUUGAUAUUUUUCAAGCGGGUCAACUGGUUGAUGUGACGGGUACCUCGAUGGGUAAAGGCUUUGCUGGUGCAAUUAAGCGCCAUCACUUUAAGUCUAACCGUGCAUCUCACGGUAACUCAAAAUCGCAUAACGUACCUGGUUCUAUUGGUAUGGCGCAAGACCCGGGUCGCGUAUUCCCUGGUAAGCGUAUGCCUGGUCACUUAGGUGCUACUAAAGUCACAACACAAAACUUAGAAGUGGUGCGUGUGGACGCCGAGCGUAAUCUGUUGUUGAUUAAAGGUGCAAUCCCUGGUUCUAAAGGAGGUGAUGUUGUUGUGCGCUCAGCCAUUAAAGCAAAAGCGACAAAAGCACAGGGAGGUUCUAAAUAA